AUGGUGCUUGGAAUCUUGAUUGCAGCAAUCGUUGCCCCAGGUCUACUCGGCAGUCAGGAAGCCAUUCGCCAAGGACAGUCGAAAGACAAAAGAGAAGAACAACGUGCUCGCCGAUGUAACCUCAUUGCAACCUGCGUCAAAUCUUCACCGAGAAGCCGAGAGAUUGAUGGACGUCCGGUUGUGCUUCGCAACGGAAAACUCUGGGUCGACACCACCACCGAGGAUGGUGAAUCACUCGGCCACAUGUAUGCUGGCUACUAUCUGCCGUACCCGGACACGAAGUACGAGGGUCUAGUCACCACUAUCACAGAUGUUGCGCCCAUCAUGAACUGGGUAUAUAUUGACAGGGAAACACACGAAGCGAAGUAUGGUGUGCGGGCUGAUGCUCAACCCAAUCUCACUGGACCGUUCGACUGCACACGUCAAGAUCGCCGUCUGACCUUCGAUGGCUGGGAAGGAUGGUGCGCUGUGGAGGAAUACGAGGGAUACUGGUGCCUAUACUUCGAUGUCGACGAUGAUGGGUUGAAGUCGAAAGUCGCGCCGGGUACAAGAGUAUUGGAGAUUGAGUUGAGUAGGACGGAAAAGAGGUUUAAGAAAGAGAAAGAGGCGCGGCAACAGGACCAGACGACCAAGAGAGCGGUGGAUAAUAAAGAAGAUGCGCCCAUUGAUCAGCAGUUGCAGCCCGAG
This is a messenger RNA of Macroventuria anomochaeta, 687 nucleotides long. RefSeq lists its product as uncharacterized. NCBI's taxonomy places the organism in Eukaryota, Fungi, Ascomycota, Dothideomycetes, Pleosporales, Didymellaceae. The transcript has a single exon. The annotation marks the transcript as partial. The record is from RefSeq and is a predicted model, not a curated record.